CGCGGAAUUUCUUCGAGGAAAUGACCCGAAACUCGUUCGCAUUUCGCUUGCGACUGUGUCGCGCGUGCGUCGCGAGUGCAGUGCCUUGGUGGCGAUCCGUGUCUUUCGCGGAGUGAAACAUCGGCCCUUCGGUUGCGGAAUCAAAGGGAUGAUUGUCAGUGUACCAAGAUGGCGGCGCGGCGGCAAGCGGCCCGCCCCUGUUGCGCAAUCACCGUCGCCUCCAAGCGUUCUCGUGUUGCGUGUGUCCAGUGCAGUGACUCAAUGUGGAUGAUUUGCAGUGUGGAUGGAACCGGCGGUACGAACCAGCCGCUUGAUGUUUCGAGAACCCUCCGAAGAUCGCUCGCUGCCGGGCUGGCCCGGCGAAGACGCGCCGCGCACCCGGCGUGCGCGUGCUAACUCGAAAUACGUACCAGGAUAGAUACAGUAGCCCCAACCUGGGGUGUAUCUACGGCCCGCCCGCCCAGUGAGGGGCCCACCUUCGCGGCGAGUGGACGCACGACACCAGCACUGGCCUUGCAGAGCACUCAUUGCUGGAAGUGUGUUGUCCUGAGUGCCCGAUUGCCCGCACCCUCUUCGUCUCUGCCGGUCACCCCGGUCGACUGUGAGCACCAUCGGUGAGAUCCCUGCGCAGCCAUGGCGCCGGGGCCGCAGAGCCCGCGAUGCAGUUGGCGAAGUCCGUGGUCCGCGCUGACUCUGCUGCUUCUCGUCUGCACAGGUGUGGUGACGUCACUGAGGGACGCCCGCGUGGAGAUCCCCAGGGCCGUGCUGCGCUACAAGGACGCGACGCUGCGCUGCGUGUACGACAUGGAGGGCGAGGAGCUGUACUCCAUCAAGUGGUACAAGGGCCAGCAGGAGUUCUUCCGCUUCACGCCCAAGGAGACGCCGUCCGCCAAGGUCUUCCACAUCGAGGGCAUCGACGUCAUGAAGGAGCGCUCGGACGCCCGCAAGGUGACGCUGCGCCACGUGGACCACUCCGCGGCGGGCCGCUACGCGUGCGAGGUGUCCGCCGACCGGCCCUCCUUCACCACCUCCAUGGUGGAGGGCCGCCUCAACGUCGUCGAGGUGCCGCGCCACCCACCCAACAUCCUGGGGCUCAAGUCGCGCUACCAGCUGGGCGAGUACCUGCGCGCCAACUGCACGACGGAGCCCUCGCACCCGCCGGCCAACCUCACCAUCUACAUCAACGGCAACCAGUACGUGGGCCGCGAGCGGGUGAGUCACUUCAAGACGCGGCCGGACGAGGAGAAGAGACAGCGGCCCGUGGUGGGCGUGUCCAUCAAGCUGCUGGCCGAGCACUUCGGGCCCGACAACAAGCUCAAGAUUCGGUGCCUGGCCACCAUCUACGACGUGUACAACAAGGUGGACGAGCGGUCCGUGGAGCUCCGCAGCUCCUACCUGGUGCCGCCCAACGUCCUGGAGACCAACCAGCCCCCCAACGAGCCCUACGACCAGGACAUGUACGACGACGGCAAGCGCGGCCGCUACCCCGGAGGUGAGGUCACCUAGGUCACGGGUUCAAAU
This is a messenger RNA of Thrips palmi, 1521 nucleotides long. RefSeq lists its product as uncharacterized. NCBI's taxonomy places the organism in Eukaryota, Metazoa, Arthropoda, Insecta, Thysanoptera, Thripidae. The record is from RefSeq and is a predicted model, not a curated record. The coding region runs from base 634 to 1506 and encodes 290 amino acids. The transcript is spliced from 7 exons.